AAAUAUAAAUGUACAGAGUUUCAAAUGAUCUGAACCGUAUAUAUAGAAUCUAUUUGUCAGAACACAUGAUUAUGGAAUAAGGCUGCGCCAGCACCGAUUACGGGAGGGGACAAAGUGUAAGAAGCUGUGACAAAUAACAUUUUUAAUUUGAGACCUGAAUGCGCACCAUAUCAUAUGGUAAUGAAAAAAAAAAACUGGCAUAUUAGGACUUUCUAUUAAUAUGAUUACGGCUCAUUUCCGAAGGACAGCUAAUCGAAAUUCCACCGCAGGGUCCCGCAAGAAACGUCGAUCACCGAGUUACAGCCAAUCAGCAUCGAGCACUGCGCUGGUCACGCCCCGGCGCUCUACCGCCCCCGGGGUUUUCCGGUCAGUGUGACGGAGGACCGAGCGCCGCGCGCCACUCUUUCCGGCACCUGAGCGUACAGAUGCGCUGUCGUAUCGAGGGGACAUCGCGCGGCUCCAGCCGGACGCCAGCUGUGGGACACGCGGAAGUUAAACUUCGUUUUUGUUUGGGUGGCGUAGCACGUACAGCCUGAGUUGCCGCGACAUUUGUGUUACGCCGGCUUGUUUUAGAGAGCCGCAAAAAGCUAAAAAUGCGUGGCUGCGGGUUCCGCUCGUUUUCGCGCUAAGAUGGCUGAGCUCUCCAGGAGGAAGCCCUAAAGCCAAGGGCGCGGGCGGCAGCCGCCGCGAACGCGUCCCCCACCGACACGACACGACACGACACGCCACGCCCUCCCCUCCCCUCGACAAGCCUCGUCGCGUCGCGCCCGACCGCCGGCUUUGCCCCGGAACUCCUGCCACCACUGCUGCGCCUGUCGCAGUUUUCAAGUCGCGGGUUCGGUCCAGCAUGGCGGCGGACGGAUGGAAGUACUGAUGACAGUCCGGAAGAUCGCCUCGAUUUGUACCAUGGGCGCCAAUGCCUCUGCUUUGGAGAAGGAGAUUGGACCGGAACAGUUUCCUGUAAAUGAACAUUACUUUGGAUUGGUUAAUUUUGGCAACACCUGCUACUGCAACUCUGUGCUGCAGGCACUGUACUUCUGCCGACCAUUCCGAGAGAAGGUGCUGGCUUACAAGGUGCAGCCGCGGCGCAAGGAGAGCCUGCUCACGUGCCUCGCUGAUCUGUUCAACAGCAUUGCCACACAGAAGAAAAAGGUGGGCGUCAUUCCGCCCAAGAAGUUCAUCUCCAGGCUGAGGAAGGAGAACGAACUCUUUGACAACUACAUGCAGCAGGAUGCACAUGAGUUCCUUAAUUACUUGCUCAACACCAUUGCUGACCUUCUUCUGGAGGAGAAGAGCCAGGAACGGCAGCAGAAUGGGAAGCUGGUGCAGAAUGGAGGUGGGGGGGGCGGAGGCAGCAGCAGCAGCAAUGCCGAGGUAGAAGAGGCUGAGAAGACUCAGCAGACCUGGGUUCACGAGAUCUUCCAGGGAACCUUGACCAAUGAGACACGGUGCCUCAACUGUGAAGCGGUCAGCAGCAAAGAUGAAGACUUUCUUGACUUGUCUGUUGAUGUAGAGCAGAACACGUCCAUUACCCACUGUCUCAGGGGUUUCAGUAACACAGAGACACUGUGCAGUGAAUACAAGUACUACUGUGAGCAGUGUCGCAGUAAGCAAGAAGCACAAAAGAGGAUGCGUGUGAAGAAGCUACCCAUGAUCUUGGCUCUGCACCUAAAGCGCUUUAAGUACAUGGACCAGCUGCACCGCUACACCAAGCUGUCCUACCGUGUGGUCUUCCCCUUGGAGCUGCGGCUCUUCAACACCUCUGGCGAUGCCACCAACCCCGACCGAAUGUAUGACUUGGUUGCUGUGGUGGUGCACUGUGGCAGUGGCCCAAAUCGUGGUCACUACAUCACCAUAGUGAAAAGCCAUGGAUUUUGGCUUCUGUUUGACGACGAUAUUGUAGAGAAAAUCGAUGCCCAGGCCAUUGAGGAGUUCUAUGGUCUCACUUCGGACAUUUCCAAGAACUCUGAGUCGGGGUACAUACUCUUCUACCAGUCCAGAGACUGAGCGUCGAGAGGCACAGAAGGGAUGGUGACACCGUGAAAGUGGAAUAAGGAGUGUUCAGGGGCCAGUGACGUGUGGACAGAGGCUCUGGAACAUCACACAGGAGCAGCUUUGGAUCGAUCUUCCACAAGGAGCUGGCGACAGCCCGAGAGAAAGCCCAUCACAGGGAAGGCCUGCAUCCCCCAGUGCUUGUCCCUAUGCAUCAGUGGUAAAGCUGCACGCCCCUUCCAGCUUUUCAAAAAGAACACAAGCAGGUUCAGCUUCAAAGACUGGCUUGUGCAGUGGCUGCAUAGGCACCUAAAUGUUUUGCAGCUGAGUGUCACUUAUAAGAAGGCACUUGUUUGUGUGUCACUACGGAUGGCAUGAAGUCCAGGGGGAGCAGGACAAGGGCUUGUAAUGGUUUAAGCGCAUUAAACAAUCUGGCACAGAUGCUACACUCAGGUGGGUAUGUGGGGAGGGGCCAGGCAUCCUUACCCUGCAUGCCUACACCCACGCACCCACGCACGCACUCAUAGUAACGCAGCAGCAAGUCUAGGUCUGCCAUAUCCUGUGGAUAUUACUGCUGUCACUCAAGAGGUUUCUAGCUGACACAGAACCACACCAUUUGGCCCCUACCAACCACAUGCAUUGUUUGGCAAGUUCAGCCAGCGGCCUCUGAUUGUGAUGCAGCAGAACCUCCGUCAUGUUUGUCCUUUGUUUUUUUUUUUUUUUUUUUUUU
Scleropages formosus (Asian bonytongue) is the source of this 2722-nucleotide messenger RNA. Its product is annotated as ubiquitin carboxyl-terminal hydrolase 12-like. Gene Ontology annotation, biological process: protein deubiquitination. The record is from RefSeq and is a predicted model, not a curated record. Bases 862 to 2007 code for a protein of 381 amino acids. The transcript has 9 exons. Gene Ontology annotation, cellular component: cytosol; nucleus. NCBI's taxonomy places the organism in Eukaryota, Metazoa, Chordata, Actinopteri, Osteoglossiformes, Osteoglossidae. Gene Ontology annotation, molecular function: cysteine-type deubiquitinase activity.